Fusarium pseudograminearum CS3096 is the source of this 963-nucleotide messenger RNA. RefSeq lists its product as uncharacterized. The coding region runs from base 1 to 963 and encodes 320 amino acids. The record is from RefSeq and is a predicted model, not a curated record. The transcript has 2 exons. Lineage: Eukaryota; Fungi; Ascomycota; Sordariomycetes; Hypocreales; Nectriaceae.
AUGCGUCUCACCUACGUGUUUUGGGUGCUGUUUACAGCAGUGGCCUCUAUACCGUUUUUUGAGCAGCUUGAUACAGAGUUAAGAUAUUGGUUUUAUCUUUACUGGCAAAGAGAUGUGUUAUGGGAGCCGGCAUUCGGGCCUAUAUCAGAACGACUGCUGGCGAUGGAACGAAAUGGCACGUUGAGGGGACCCAAGGUGUAUAUACCCAACCCAGGCUUUGAACUAAACAUGGGAAAGCCUUGGAAGUUGGUUGGAAACGGCGUCGAAGUUGCGAAGAAUGUCUCUCUUUCUCGUAGAGGAAGAAACUCCCUCUUGUUUACAAUCAGCGAUCCAGUACAACGACCCGAGGUCUAUUCUGUAAACCUCAAAAACCUCAAAGACCAUCGGGUCUAUUAUCUCACGUUCAACUACCGCUUUGUCGAAAUGAAAGGGGUCACCAAGAAAACCCCCUGCUUCAUCGCUAUUACUCUAGGCGACAUGAUCGUGACAUAUCCCAUAUUCGCAAAAGCGGGACAACAUCCUCACAUACUUCGUCACGAACACAUGCGCUACCAAAGUAUCACGGUGCCCAUGUACUCCAAGGUCAGCAUUUCUCCUCUCGUUAUCGCAGUAUUCUGUAGCACCCGCCUUCGCACUGGGGAUAUUGCUAGGGUAUCAAUCGAUGACAUACGUCUUGAGAAGGGUGAGGGCGAGCUUUCAAGCUGGGAGUUUGAUCUGCCUCGGGAAAAAUAUCAGUAUUGGCUGCGCGAUAAUUAUCAUCAGGAAUUCCAGAAGAAAGAUGCCAAGUGGUACGGCAACUCUUAUAGUCCUGGAUGGCCAGUCAACUGCAGAGAGGAGACGUUUGAUGGAUGGAAAUGCAAGGUGGCGGGUUAUGACUAUCGACGUCAAGAUCUUUGGGAUGAGGGUUACGGUGACUAUUGGCCACUUAAUGAGCAACCAGGCCGUAGUGUCACGGAUAUUUGA